Molecule: messenger RNA, 498 nt
Organism: Jatropha curcas
Lineage: Eukaryota; Viridiplantae; Streptophyta; Magnoliopsida; Malpighiales; Euphorbiaceae
Source: RefSeq, a predicted model, not a curated record
AUGGAUGCCAAUAACUGGAGGCCCACCGGCCAAGGUGCAGAACCUACAAUGGAUGCUGGUGAUUGGAGAGCUCAGUUGCAGCCUGAUUCGCGGCAGCGAAUUGUCAACAAGAUGUGGAAUGGAGACAUUAAAGAAGACAUCAUUCCAUUUUCUAGUCCAGAGUGGAUUGGAAGAACUCAGAAUUGGCAGUUGCGGUUUUUGAAGGAAAAAGAUUUUAACUGCUGCUGCAAGCCAGGUAUGCCUCUUAAUGAUGAACCGGAUUAUCUACGGAAAAUUUCUUUGAAGAUGCUUACAAUGGAGUCCAAGUCUGAAAAUCCUAUGCCGAAUUCUUUACCACCCAAUGCAUCUGGCAAUAGCAACAGAGCCCCUGAUCCAGGAGAUGCAAAGAAAGCAGAGUUGGAAGAACUUACAAGAGAAACUAUGGAGCUUAACUUAGAGCCGGAGGAAUUGUAUAAAGAUGUUGAAGUUGUUGUUUGUACUUCCUCAUCUAAAUUGUAA